This is a messenger RNA of Xiphophorus maculatus (southern platyfish), 3493 nucleotides long. It is a transcript of the gene gas2a, whose product is annotated as growth arrest specific 2. Lineage: Eukaryota; Metazoa; Chordata; Actinopteri; Cyprinodontiformes; Poeciliidae. The transcript has 8 exons. Gene Ontology annotation, biological process: actin crosslink formation. Gene Ontology annotation, molecular function: microtubule binding; cytoskeletal adaptor activity; actin filament binding. The record is from RefSeq and is a predicted model, not a curated record. Gene Ontology annotation, cellular component: actin filament. Bases 167 to 1192 code for a protein of 341 amino acids.
AUUUGUGUUUGUCUGUCAGAUCUCCGUGCAGUGCGCUCCGAGGCAGACCUCCCUGCUUCACAUUGCUUCAGUGUUUUGGAGAGUAACCUGUCCGUCGGAGAAGCAUGAAAACUGGGAUUCAGCAGCUCACAGGACGAGUGAGCUGAAGGGCCAUCAGCAGGCGACCAUGUGCAGCUCGGUGAGCCCAAAGCAGCUCUGCGGUCCGGGGCUGACAGACAUGCAGCAGUACCACCAGUGGCUCUCCAGUCGACAUGAAGCCAGCCUGCUGCCCAUGAAGGAAGACCUUGCCCUGUGGCUCAGCAACAUUCUUGGUCUGGAAAUCACCGCUGAGAGCUUCAUGGAUCGGUUAGACAAUGGCUUCCUGUUGUGCCAGCUGGCUGAGACGCUGCAGGAGAAGUUCAGGCAGAGUAAUGGAGACCUGCAUGAGCCUGGCAACAGCAAGAAAAAAAUCCCUAAUCGGAGGAUACCAUGCCGACAGAGCGCUCCCUCCGGUUCUUUCUUUGCUCGGGACAACACAGCCAACUUCCUGGCCUGGUGCCGUGAGGUCGGAGUGGGUGAAACAUGUCUCUUUGAGUCUGAGGGCUUAGUUCUGCAUAAGCAGCCGCGAGAGGUGUGCCUCUGUCUACUAGAGUUGGGUCGGAUAGCAUCACGCUACAAUGUGGAGCCUCCAGGUCUUAUAAAACUGGAGAAAGAGAUUGAACAAGAAGAAAGGGCACCUCUACCUCCCCCAUCACCCAUAUCCCCGGCUCCGCCUGUCCCCUUGUCCCCUUCUUCAUCUCCCUCCCCGUCUUCUUCACCGACACCAAUUUCAACUCCAACUGCGACCAAAGUCACUUCGUCCAAGAAGAGCGCAGGCAAGCUCCUGGAUGAUGCUGUGAGACAUAUCGCUAAUGAGCCACCCUGCAGGUGCGCAAAUAAGUUCUGUGUGGAAAGACAUUCGCAGGGUCGAUACCGUGUUGGAGAGAAGAUGCUCUUUAUACGGAUGCUGCACAACAAGCAUGUGAUGGUGCGGGUCGGCGGAGGCUGGGAGACGUUCGAGAGCUACCUGCUGAAACACGACCCCUGCCGCAUGCUGCAGAUUUCCAGAGUGGAGGGAAAGAUAUCCCCCAUCAGCACCAAGUCCCCCAACAUCAAAGACCUCGCCCCGGACAGCUACCUAGUGGUGGCGGCCCACUACCGCAGCAAGAAGUGAAGCCCCACAGCAGAGUGGUUCUGGUCACAAAUAGAUAUGGUGUAUGUGUGAUUUUAAGUCCACACAAAUAACGGGGCUUUGCUAUGCAAAGACGUGGAGAAAACACAGAGAGAACCGACUAAUAAUAAUAAAUAGAAAUCAUGGGUCGUAUAGUUUUCAAUUUAAUUUUGUGCUUUAUCUAAUUUUCUUUAGCUUAGGGAAUCCUCAUACUUUAUUUUGUUCACAAUUACAGUGUAGUGGGUCAAACAGGAGUUUAGCAAGGAAGAUGUAGAUGUUUGUGACAUUUUGUUUUAAUCGUUAGUUAUACUUGAAGCAAGAGUAGGUUCUUUUCAGUGAGUAUUCAGAGGCAUCCUUUGUAAAUCUGACAGUCUACAUGCAGAAGUACAUCCUUUUCAUGUAAACUAGAGAUGGAUUCAUCAGCACCUUUGUGAAACUAACAUCUUGUCAUGUAAUGCCAUUUUAACACAGUAGGCAGGAGAUAUUCCACAAGUAUCAAUAUUUUGAUGUUUCAAACUAAUUUUAACAAACAUAUUAGAAUAACAAAACUUUGUACUAUCCAAAGCUUUAGAUUGUGUGUCUUUGCAUCAUAGAAAACAUUUCUCUAAAAUCCGAUACUUAAAAGCUCAAGUAUGAUUUCUGAUUAGGUUAAAUGUAAGCAGAGCUUGCACUACAUGUUGAUUUAAUGUCUAAAUUGUGCCAUAAUCUUUAUUUCAACAAUACAAUCUCACGCAGAACAGAACCAGAGGGGUUUUUUGACUUAUGAAGCUACUUAUGUUUUUCUUUUUGCGUAGAGUUACUGACCUCUAGAGGUAGAACAGAGAUCAAGAUGAAGACAAUCUUUGACUGUUGGUUUGGAGUCUCACAAUAACAGACACAAUACCUGUAUCAAAGCUGAGCUCAUUGAUAUGUGUGACUUUUUAUGGAAUAUUAUGUUGGUUUUGUACUAAGAAUAAUGAUUAAAAACCACCAAGUUUCUUAGAAGUGAAAAUCCUUUUUUUUUUAAGUAAACUGUAAAUAAAGUCUCAUUGUUUGUGACAACCUUCUCUUAUUUCCAAAUAUCAAAAUCCUUGAAUGAGCUUCGUAAUUAAAACAUCUGUAAAUGUUCAUCUGAUGCCCUGUGGACACAAACUCAGAAGUUGUCGUUAUGUGUUGUGAAGUAAAACCAAAAAUCCAAACAUACAUAACAGAAAUGUGCUUUAUUAACUGUAGCAAUACCAUUGGCUAUACUUUGUCCUACAAAAUGGCAAGAGCACCAGAAGCUUUUGAGGAUCAGGCAGCUUUAAGAAAAGAUCUCAGUUAAGUUAAGCACUUUGAAGAAUAUUCACUACAUUGUCAUCCAGCACCGUAUGUGAGAGUACAAAGGCAAAGCUGCAGUCUCCAAAAAACUGUGACAGACAGGAAAGAAAAUAAAUUACUAAUGAAUUAUGAGUUGUGGCAUAUCCAUUCAACAAACAGUAAUACUAGUUUUUAAAUCAAACCAAAUCAUAUUAGUGCUUUAUAGUUAAAUUCAAAUGAAGAAAUUCAACCAGUGCAAUAGAGCAGGAUUAUGACUGGUUGAUAAAGUGCCGUCGGUCACAUGCACAAGGGUGAUGAGGGCAAGUCUGGUCUGGAAAAUAUUUCGGCCUGUUUAUCAUUGAUGCAUAUUAUCAGAUAGAGGCUGAGAGUGUGGUCAGCAGAAUAACCGAAGUGGCAACUAAAUCAUGUCAUCAGCAGAGCAGAGUUGAAAACAUGUUUGUCCCCCACCACCUUAAACAAUCCAGUACAGAAAGUUUUUAAAGUCCAUCACAUCGUUAAUUGUGUUCCAUAAAAGAAAGGUGAUGUUUGCCAGUGGCCACUGUGAAGGUCAUCAACAUGCCCAAGUCACCAAGCACACAUAGUUCAGCUUUUAAACUGUCACGUUUGCAUAAGUUACUAUGUUACCAAGAAGCUUUGACCUAAAUCUGCUUCAGUACUGAGGGGAAAAAACAAAUUAAUUACAGAAGAAAAUUACAAAAAAUAAACGACUACAACUUCUAAAACUGAUGACUCAUUUUCUUUAAAAGACAUUUUUCGAAUAAUGAGCCCUGUUUAAUCGCAUAUAUUGUUAUAUUGCUAAUAUAGUCAUGUUUAAUCAGAGGUUUGAACAUAAUGUGUCAUCCUCAACCUGUUCAAAUGUCCUAACCUGUUAUUUAUAACUUGGCAAAUAUGGUUUCGUUUUCUGCCUGAUGUGAUGACAAUCAAAUGUUUGUAACAUAAAAUCAAGCAACAAAAAAAAAAAAAAAGUUCAAUCGGGCAGCAGUUCCAACUUUUUCAAGUAAUCCA